AUGGCGCUGGUUCAUGGACGAAACAUUUGCAAGCUUUGGAAAGUUGCAGUAGAAAGUCCUUUGUUUGUUACCAGAGGAAUUUCAUCCAGCAGACGCUUAUUAUCUCAGCCUGUGCAGAAGCCACCCAUCUCUCUCACCAUACGUAAUGAUGACAAUGGUGUCAGGACCAUAUGCCUCAACGAUUCCAAGCGAAGGAAUGCCCUAUCUCUGGCCAUGCUAGAGACGUUACAUGCUGACCUGACGGUGAAGGACGAGAAUCUACGUGUCAUAAUACUGACUCAUAAUGGACCUGCCUUCUCGGCAGGACAUGACUUGAAAGAGCUGACCACCCGUGAAGGUAGAGCUUAUCACGCCCAGGUAUUCAGCACCUGUACAUCAGUGAUGAAUCUUCUUCAGGAAUUACCAGUGCCAGUGAUAGCACAGGUUAAAGGUCUGGCCACAGCAGCAGGCUGUCAGUUGGUUGCAAGCUGUGAUAUCGCUCUGGCAACAGAAUCUUCUAGAUUUGCAACACCAGGUGUAAAUGUUGGACUGUUCUGUUCCACACCCGCGGUUGCAGUGGCACGGUCUGUGCCUUCCAAGGUUGCCAUGGAAAUGUUGUUCACAGGGGAACCAAUUUCUGCUCAAGAUGCUGUGCGUCAUGGUCUGAUCAGUCGGGUUGUACCAGAGGAUAAGAUUGAGGAGGAGACAGAGAAGCUGGCCGCUAAGAUUUGCACUUUCAGUAAGUCUGUGAUAGCUCUGGGGAAGGAAGCCUACUACAAACAGAUCAACAUGGACAAAUUUUCAGCGUAUAAGUUCACAGAAAAGGUAAUGGUGGAAAAUCUGACUUUUGGCGAUGGACAAGAAGGGAUCAAGGCAUUUGUGGAGAAGAGGAAGCCAUCUUGGUCACAUGAUAGCCAACGAGUCCAUUGAUUGGUCGUGAUAUGAUUUUUUUUUCUUGUUAAUAUCUGAAAUCGAAUUAAUAAUAAAAAGCACAAGAUGAUUUUGCAUGACUGCUAUUGCUGAGCUCGCAUGUUCCUGCUUUGAGCGUAGGACU
Molecule: messenger RNA, 1033 nt
Organism: Liolophura sinensis
Lineage: Eukaryota; Metazoa; Mollusca; Polyplacophora; Chitonida; Chitonidae
Product: enoyl-CoA hydratase domain-containing protein 3, mitochondrial-like
Exons: 10
Coding region: 1-909 (302 amino acids)
Cellular component (GO): mitochondrion
Molecular function (GO): hydro-lyase activity
Source: RefSeq, a predicted model, not a curated record